Alternaria alternata is the source of this 1040-nucleotide messenger RNA. RefSeq lists its product as hypothetical. The transcript has a single exon. The record is from RefSeq and is a predicted model, not a curated record. The coding region runs from base 390 to 791 and encodes 133 amino acids. NCBI's taxonomy places the organism in Eukaryota, Fungi, Ascomycota, Dothideomycetes, Pleosporales, Pleosporaceae.
CCUACCCUAAGACUGUGCCACACGCCAACCUUGACUAAGACAGAUGCCCAUCGAACCUCACAUGAUGUUUUGUGCGCGGAAAUAUGAGGUCCCAAGCCAAUUUGGUGGUCACUUUGUGAUGUAGCUGAGAAAAGGCGGUCGUCGAGCGGGCUACUCGCUGACGAUGUAUACGAAUAGCUCAGCGGACGGUGUCACGACCGGCUCCUAUUUGGGAAAACAGAGAGUCUGGAGACAACUUAUGUAGGGUAUAAAGCAGGACAUCAUCUCUUUCUAGUAGCCCUUCACCAACAGCAUCAUCACUCUACACCACAAUCCAGACUUCUCUACAAACACCAACGUUCUUCAACAAGACACUGCAAUAUCAUCAAUCCGUCAACAAAUCUAUCAAAAUGCAGCUCACCACUACCCUCGCCGCCACCCUUCUCGCCUUUACCACGGCGGUGACUGCGAUCCCCUCUCCCAUUCCUCAAAUCACCCUCCGGAUCUACAACGACCAAAGCGGCGCCAAUGCAGAAGCCACCAUACCCGCCGACGGCACCCCUUAUUACAUAUCUUCUCUUUUCGCCGGCAAGGCUGUCGACAAGGGUGCCGGUAAUAUCGUCGGUACAUCAGCCCAACUCACCAAGUUCCAAGACACGACCAAGUGCCAGCUUGUCAACCUUAACAUCCCUGGCUGGAUUUUUGACAUCGACGGUCGUGCAAAAAACUUUGUCGAUCUGGAUGGCGACGUUACGAAGCCGAUCGAGACUUGGCUGAGCGGUUUCACUUUCCAUUGUGAGAAGGCUUACUAGAGGUCGAGAUAUUGAUCCGACGCUAGAGGCAUGGACGCGCUGAGAUUGAGGGGUUGUCGAGGUUGUAAUUGUUAGAGAGGGUUCUCCUUGAGUCACUCGUUUGCUUGUUUUCUUGGCUUGAGCGUUUCAGUAACGGAGCAUAGCGUGGGAUGAAGUUGAGUUUUGGCAUGUUGCAUAAGUUUUCACGUUCGUUACAAUAGACAGUAGAGUAUCAGAUAUAGAAGUAAUUCGAUUGAUUUAGCUUCAGGC